This is a messenger RNA of Lolium perenne, 1452 nucleotides long. Its product is annotated as auxin-responsive protein SAUR36-like. Lineage: Eukaryota; Viridiplantae; Streptophyta; Magnoliopsida; Poales; Poaceae. Gene Ontology annotation, biological process: response to auxin. The record is from RefSeq and is a predicted model, not a curated record.
AUUGCAACAGGUUGCCUGAAUUUAAAAACAAUAUGAUCAGCCCAACAAGUAUAUGGAGAUUUACACGAGCUGUGGGCUAUGGUCGCUGAAUGCCGCAGCACAUAGGAGACAUGGCCACAUGGAGUGCUGGUCCAUGUGUAUGAUGCUUAAAAACUGAAACUAGUCCACAAGUCGGUACUACAGUAUAUAACCAAUCAUCCAACCAGUUGCACUUUCUGAUAAUCGGCCCCAUCAAAAAUCACACUGUCGCCAACUUGCAUAAGUGGCAUGACAAAACUUGUGGCCUUGUCUCCUGCACAGCCCAUGAUUGAUAUCUACACUUGACACUUGCGCUAGCUCUCUUCCUUCAACUAUAAAUCCGUGACCUGCCCAGCACACUCACUUCAUCCGCAAAAACAUAGCAACCUAAACAUCAGCAUUACACCUCGGAGGAAGUGCAUUUUAGCCAAGAAUACAAGAGAACCAUGAUCAGUUCAAAGAAGCUUGCUCACUUGGCCAAGAAGUGCCAGAGGAUGGUGGCCGCUGGUGACCGGCAAACUUCAGGCAGUAACGGGUGCUGCAGGACGGCUUCCAUGGCAGAUAAGGGCCACUGUGUGAUCUAUAGCGCCGAUGGAACACGGUUCGAGGUCCCAUUGGUGUAUCUCCGCACGAGGGUAUUCGUCGAGCUCCUAAGGAUGUCUCAAGAGGAAUUUGGCUUUACAAGCUAUGGCAAAAUCACAUUGCCUUGUGAUGCUUCUGCGAUGGAGUAUUUGAUUUAUCUGCUUAGAAGAGAGGCCUCGGAAGAGGUUGAGAGGGCAUUCUUGAGCUCCAUAGUGAGCCCUUGCCACAAAACGUCAAUGGGACUAAAUCAGCAAUUCGCUGUUUGUAUCUAGAGGUGUAUAUUUUGGCCCAUUUAGAUGUAAAUUAUCAGGAUUACAGGAAUCUAAACAAACAUAGUAGCUUUCUGAUCUUAUUUAAUCAGUUAUCGACAUUUUUCCCACGGGAAAGUCAACCUUUUGAUUCUUCGCAUCAGCAUGUUUUGCUUGUCAGGCCUUGCGAAGGUUCAGAUAUCUAGUUAACUGAACAGAAUUCACAUUUUGAAGCAUGUUUGCAAAUGUUAAAAAUAGAUAACUAUGGUUUUAAGCUAGAGCCAUGUAUGGGCAUCACAAACACUAGUGAAAGAUGAAAAACCUAAAUGGGUGUAGAGCUCAGUCAUAUCAUUUGCACAACUAAAGUUUGCAUUGGUGUUGCUUUGUCUAGUUUGAGCUAAGAAUAUGGUCCAGUAGAACUGCUCUCUUUAUAUGUAAUAUUAUUGAUUGAUUAUUAGCUAGUUAAAGUUGUAUUGGUCCAUAUGGGUCACAUAUCCACAUGAGAUUGUACUAAUCAAACAUACCGUCUACUGAAGACUUGACGUGAACUUGUCAACCAAGUUGAUUGGACCACUCAGGAAAUUUAAUCUGGUAAUUCAUCAAC